Didymodactylos carnosus is the source of this 987-nucleotide messenger RNA. The record is from the annotation of a GenBank genome assembly. Lineage: Eukaryota; Metazoa; Rotifera; Eurotatoria; Philodinida; Philodinidae.
AUGUUAAAUCAAACUACUCCCGAACCAAAUUUAAAAAAUAUUAUCGAACAAAAAAGUCUGAAAUGGAUUUUUGUUGGAGGAAAAGGUGGCGUAGGAAAAACGACAUGCAGUUGUAGUUUAGCCGCUCAGUUGUCUCGUGUUCGUGAUACAGUCUUAAUUUUGAGUACAGAUCCAGCUCACAACAUAUCAGAUGCGUUCAACCAAAAAUUUACAAAAAAACCAACAAAAGUCAACGGUUAUGAUAAUCUGUUUGCAAUGGAAAUCGACCCAUCCGGAGGAAUUAGUGAGCUACCAGAUGACACAGACGAUAGUGAAUUGUGGACUGUGGGACGGUCGGUCUUUCAAGAUAUGUUAUCAUCAUUUCCGGGUAUUGACGAAGCAGUUAGUUUUAGCGAAGUAAUGAAAUUGGUUAAAAAUAUGAAUUUUAGUGUUGUUGUGUUUGAUACAGCUCCCACUGGUCAUACACUUCGUCUACUAUCAUUUCCAUCAGCUAUUGAGAAGGGAUUAGAGAAAAUUUUAAGAUUAAAAAACCAUGUUGGCCCCAUUUUAACACAAAUUAGUGGUAUGUUUGGGAUGGAUAAUAUGGUCUCAGAUUUAAUGUCAAAUAAAUUGGAAGAAACUCUUGCUGUAAUUAGACAAGUUAUGGAACAAUUUCAGAAUCCGAGUUUAACAACGUUUAUUUGUGUUUGUAUACCUGAAUUUUUAUCUCUAUAUGAAACUGAACGUUUGGUUCAAGAAUUAGCCAAAACAAACAUUGAUACGCAUAAUAUUAUUGUCAAUCAAGUACUAUUUAAUGAUAAACAACAAACACCAUCGUGUAAAAAAUGUAAUGCAAGAUCCAAAAUACAACAAAAAUAUAUUGAACAAAUCGAUGAUUUAUAUGAAGAUUUUAAUGUUCUAAAACUGCCGUUAUUAGACGAUGAAGUUCGUGGAGCAGAAAAUAUCAAUUCAUUUUCAAAAUAUUUAUUACAACCAUACAAACCAUGA